Microplitis mediator is the source of this 1725-nucleotide messenger RNA. RefSeq names its product angiogenic factor with G patch and FHA domains 1. Bases 129 to 1697 code for a protein of 522 amino acids. Gene Ontology annotation, molecular function: nucleic acid binding; protein binding. The transcript has 8 exons. The record is from RefSeq and is a predicted model, not a curated record. NCBI's taxonomy places the organism in Eukaryota, Metazoa, Arthropoda, Insecta, Hymenoptera, Braconidae.
AAUCAGCUGACAAAAAUUAUUUAGCCAUAGUUCCAACAUAAAAUUUCUCACAUUAAAAUUAUAUACGUCUAUUUUGUUUCCUUUAUUAUCAUUAUCAAUUAUUUAUCAGUAAACAUAUAAGAUUAAACAUGAAUGAAUGUGAGAAUCAGUCAGAUAAUGAAACCAACGAGAAAUUAAAUAUAAAAAUAAAUAUAUCUGAAGAUUUUACUGAAAUAUUAAAAGAUUAUCCAGAAGUGUUGGAGUUUAUAACCAAACUUAAAAAUUAUAUUAAAUAUCAAGAUAAAAAAAUAACUAAAUUGCACAAUAAAUUGAUAAACCAGAAAAAAGAGAGAAAGCUGAUCAAGGAAUUGAUCGAGAAGGAAGUCCAGACUGAUUUUGAUAGAAAUAAAAUUCCUGUAAGUGCGGAUGGCACUUGCGAAUGGAAUAAUGAUGAGUCCAAUAGUAUUACAGAGCAAGUUAAACAAAUAGCUGAGUCAACGUUGCAACAAAGUGGAUUUGUUUAUGAAGAAACAUCUGGGUUGUAUUAUGACUACAAUACUGGAUAUUAUUAUGACGCAGCAAAAGGACUUUAUUACGAUGGUAAUUCCGGAGUAUAUUAUUAUUAUGACAAUGAAUCAAAGUCAUACAAGUAUCACAGCCAGUUACCAUCAACUGAAUCAGGAGAUAGUGCACAAAAAAUGAAAAAACGUAAAAAAAAUAAAAAACACAAGGAUAACGUUAAAAAGUAUAAAGAAUCGGCUACUGAUGAAAAGAAAAAUGAUGAUGACGCAAGUUGUGGUGACGCUAUUGAAGAGGGCGAAUGUUCUGCCAGUGAGGCCAGUUCCUCAACGGAAUCUUCAUCUGAGUCAACUGAUAAUGAAGAUGACGCAAAAUUUUAUCCUCCGUGUAUGAGAAUAAUUGUUAAGGAAACAAAUCUACAGCAGUUGAAGCUUGGCUCAUUAUUUAUCAUAACAUUCACUGGAGGUUCACUAGGUCGUGAGGGAAACGGUCACCUUGUUUUGAUACCUGAUAUAAAUAUAAGCAAACAUCACGCAAGAUUUCAAUACAACACAUCAAGGAAACGAUACGAAAUAAUUGAUUUGGGAUCCCGUAAUGGGACUUAUGUAAACGGAAAACGUUUGUCAGUUGCCAAACAGGAGUCUGAGCCAGUAGAGAUAGCCCAUGGAUCAAUUGUACAGAUAGCAAGCACUAAAUUAUUGUGCCACGUACACACCGGACAUGAGACUUGCGGUCACUGCGAGCCGGGAUUGAUUCAGCAGCCAGAUGGCUCGAGUAAUCAACCGUCGAAAAUAAAUUCACACAAGUUGGAAUUGAAAAGAUUGAAAAAUAAAUUUGGGGUUGAUAAAGACAACACUGAAAAAGCGAGUCAAGUCGCAAGAGGGUAUCAAGAUAGAGCUCAAACAAGGAGAGACUGCGUUGGUUCUUCUAAUCAGUAUGCUAAGACUCAACAAAGUUCUGUUGAUACAUCCAUAGCAAAAGACAACAAAGGUUUUAAAUUGUUAUCUAAAAUGGGAUGGUCUGAAGGACAAUCACUUGGUAAAGAUGGUGACGGCCGUACUGAACCUGUAUUAAUGAUUAAUAACAGAGCUAAAAAAGGACUAGGUAACACAGAAUUGCCGCCAAUUGAAAUGGAACCAAAUAUCGAAAAAAAACAAGCAAUCUGGCGAAAAACUCGCCAACGUUACGAUAAAACAUAAUAAUUUUACUAAUUUAAUUAUUCAAUUA